CGCAUGCGCAGUGUUUAUUCUGUGGUGUCGCGGGAGCGUAAGAGGGUGAAAGAAAAUGGCGGCAGCGGUGGAGAAGAUCCUUGGGGAGCAGUAUUACAGGGAUGCCAUGGAGCAGUGCCACAAUUACAACGCCCGCUUGUGUGCUGAGCGCAGCGUCCGGAUGCCCUUCCUUGACUCUCAGACAGGUGUGGCUCAGAGCAACUGUUACAUAUGGAUGGAGAAACGGCAUCGGGGACCAGGUGAGGCCCCUGGCCAGCUGUACACUUACCCAUCCCGCCGCUGGCGCAAGAGGAGGAGGGCGCACCCUCCAGAAGAUCCCAGGCUUUCUUUCCCCCCUCUUAAACCAGAUCCAGAGCAAGUCAUGAAGAAAGAAAGUUUAAUCCCAGCCGACGGCAGCAGCCUGGAAGCUCUCCUGCGCUCAGAUAACCUAGAGAAGAGAGUCCUACCCGAGCCACGUGAUGACGACAGCUUGACAGAGUUCCCCUCAAUGACCAGCCGAGCAAGGAAGGUACAGGCCUCCAGCGGAAGGCAGCAUUACGUUGCGCGCGGGAUUAUCACGCGCAUCUUGGAUCCCGAUGAUUUCCUAGAUGACCUUGAUGAUGAAGAUUAUGAAGACGACACACCAAAAAGACGUGGCAAGGGCAAAGCCAGGGGUAAAGGUGUGGGCAGUGGCGCCAGGAAAAAGCUAGACGCAGCCGCUUUGGACGACAGAGAUAAACCUUACGCUUGCGACAACAGUUGCAAACUAAAGCAAACUUCGAAAUUCUUCGAAAGAGUCUGCGGAAAGCGUUACAAAAACCGACCUGGUCUGAGCUAUCACUAUGCACACUCUCACCUUGUGGAUGAAGAAGGGGCCGGGGCUGAGGAUAAGGAGGAUUCGCAACCUCCCACCCCAAUCAUGCACAGGCCAGAGGAACAGAAAUCCAAAAAGGGUCCAGAUGGUCUUGCUCUUCCGAACAACUAUUGUGACUUUUGCCUUGGUGACUCCAAAAUAAAUAAGAAAACAAGCCAGCCAGAAGAGCUUGUAUCGUGCUCAGACUGUGGUCGCUCUGGGCACCCGUCCUGCCUGCAGUUUACGCCUGUGAUGAUGGCAGCAGUGAAGACGUAUCGCUGGCAGUGCAUAGAGUGCAAGUGCUGUAAUAUAUGUGGGACCUCUGAAAAUGAUGAUCAGUUGCUGUUUUGUGAUGAUUGUGACCGUGGAUAUCACAUGUAUUGCCUCUCCCCACCCAUGACAGAUCCACCUGAGGGAAGUUGGAGCUGUCACUUAUGUUUGGAUCUACUAAAGGACAAAGCUUCAAUUUAUCAGAACUCCUGACAGGUCCCUUCUGACAGCACGUGGUGAGGGGCUAGUAAGACUCUCUGUGACCCUCAAAAUGAUCCGGAGCUGAGAAUCCUGCUACUUUGGAAACCGAACUGAUGGGUUUUAUGGCGCUGUCCUGCUUGUAUCAACUGAAUGAAUUCAUAUGUAUGUGUCUGUAUACCUAGGCACAAUAUACGCUUGUGUCAUUCUGUCCCACACGCUCAGUGACAGAGGGUUUGUGUCCUAUAGAGAGUAUGUUUAGAUGGGCACUUAAAAUAGCCAAAACUAGGCUCUUUCCUGGCAGGACACAACCACUCUUUCCUACAAUGUACAAGAAAAGUUAUAUGAGAGAAUGGUCACGUUAGAUUAGUCCGGUUUACCUAGUCCUUCAAAAACAUUGUUUAAUGCAGAGAUAUAACAGAGUGCUGGUUUAUUAGCUGAAAAAUGAUUUAAUGCAUUGUAUGUACAAUGUAUAAUAUACAAUGUGUGUGUAUAUAUAUAUAUAUAUAUAUAUAUGUGUGUUUGUGUAUAUAUAUAUAUAUACACAUACACAUACAUAUAUAGAUAUAUAUAUGUUUUUUUUCCCAUUAUAUUAAAAAAGUGACACCAGUGUUUUGAACCUGA
Molecule: messenger RNA, 1924 nt
Organism: Bombina bombina (fire-bellied toad)
Lineage: Eukaryota; Metazoa; Chordata; Amphibia; Anura; Bombinatoridae
Gene: DPF2
Product: double PHD fingers 2
Exons: 12
Coding region: 56-1315 (419 amino acids)
Biological process (GO): nervous system development
Cellular component (GO): nBAF complex
Source: RefSeq, a predicted model, not a curated record